CCUAGCUUGUGUGAUACCGUAUCGCUUUGCAGACAUUAGCGGUCAGUGCGUUGCAUUUCUUAGCAACUAGCGUGUUCCUAUAUACGUGGGCGGCGGGCGGAUUGUACUGUUAUCGCCCUUCAUCCAGCUUCUGUGGGAACUGUUGAUAUUCCCCUCCUCACAUCAUGGCCUAUUGUAGCCUUUCACGUCUGUUCCAAUCUAGAACACAGCGGGAGCCAAAUCUUCAAAACCCAGCGCGAAUAGUGAUACGCUCGCAAGCCUACCAAGACGAAGAGACAUGGCGAAGUGCCAUAAUCUCGUGCGAUACAACCUCAGACGACAACAUCAUUUCGCAUGAACUCGUUACCAAAGUCCUCUGUGCAUCCAUACAGUCGAUAGACAAAGAAUGUCAAGGCCCUUUGCGAACCCAGCGUUACGGCGAAAGUAUCAACGGCUAUGUUGAUUUAGCUUGGUGCUUGAAGAACAAUGAACACAGAACGCACAAAACUCGAUUUUUCGUUACCACGUCUAACAAUCCGCCGUAUGACGCAGUGCUAGGAAGAAGGGAUGCUGAGCAAUAUGGCAUAUCGAAACCGAGGAACAAACGUUAAAAUCAACAUCCGAUAAUCCAACGUUACACGUGAGCCAUUCAAUUUUGACAGUCGCUUUUAAUAUUCGCGCCCCUGGAUGGUUCUCCAAUACAUGGCAACACAUGGUACCCUACCUCCGAACAUACUUCACACAGCGUUCGACAUCA
This is a messenger RNA of Dothidotthia symphoricarpi CBS 119687, 736 nucleotides long. RefSeq lists its product as uncharacterized. The record is from RefSeq and is a predicted model, not a curated record. NCBI's taxonomy places the organism in Eukaryota, Fungi, Ascomycota, Dothideomycetes, Pleosporales, Dothidotthiaceae. The transcript has 2 exons. The coding region runs from base 165 to 590 and encodes 141 amino acids.